Molecule: messenger RNA, 387 nt
Organism: Kluyveromyces lactis
Lineage: Eukaryota; Fungi; Ascomycota; Saccharomycetes; Saccharomycetales; Saccharomycetaceae
Gene: SHG1
Product: Shg1p
Exons: 1
Coding region: 1-387 (128 amino acids)
Source: RefSeq, a predicted model, not a curated record
AUGAAUAGUAAUGGUAACGAUUUGAAAGAAGAGUCUUUAGAUCCUGCCAAAUAUUUGGCGGAAACUUUUAAGAAGGAGGGUCAUUUAGACAGUUUAAAGAAUGAAAUACUAUCUCAAAAUGUAGAGGGUGAUAUUAGCUUGGACGAAUUCAUAAAGAGCCGAGUAAGGGAUUUAGUUCGUGAUAGGGUAAAUGAAGAUGAGUCUUUAAUUUUCAAGAACAGAGGUACCACGACUGCUCUUCUUGAGGGCCAAUUAUUUAAAGACGGAUUCAAGAGUUUAAACACGUCAAAUAUCGAUGUGGAGAAGCUUCUGAGUGAUUCACUUGACGAUGCGACGACGAGACAAAAGAUAAGAACUAUCCUUGAAGCCAAAACUAAUGAUAGUUGA